UCUUCCCACCUAAAGUGUUAAUGUAACCAUAAAUGCAUCGCCUCUCCAUUUCUCGUUCAUUGCUCCCUCCCACUCCUGCCCCUUCUUCUGUUCGUGUCUCGGAAACAGAGUUUGGGGUUACAGCAUCCCCCACCCCCACCCCUUCGGUGGUGUCCUGCUAUUGCAUGGUGUUUCUGGUUUUCGAGAACGUGGCUUUGUGAACGAGAAGUGGCAGCGACUGCAGGAAAUGCGGUAUCGGAUUAAAGGGGGGAAAAACAUCUUAUAUGAAAUUUGGGUUCGAUUCCAAAUGGUGUGAAGACCAUCAUUCAGUUUGGGUUUUCACGUUAUUGUUUUGGAAUCGGGGGGAUUUAGUGUUGUGGAAGGAACGAAUAUCCAAAUCCAGAAAUGUCCGAAUUGGUGGCUCGUACAGGUCGUCAGCAGCAACGUUAUGAGGACGGUUGCCGCCUUAUUGCUGGGUGCAUUCCCUUUAAGUAUAGAAGUCCUUCCAAAAGAAGUGAUGGUGCAUCUAAAAAUAUUUUGGAGGUCUUGAUGAUCAGCUCAGCUAGUGGACGUGGUCUUGUGUUUCCAAAGGGGGGAUGGGAAAAUGAUGAGACUGUUGAGGAGGCUGCAGUUCGAGAAGCUGCAGAAGAGGCUGGAGUUCGAGGAGAACUAUUGUCUUUCUUUCAGGAAUUCCUGGGGUAUUAUGAAUUCAAGAGUAAGACCCUGCAAGACGAGUGCUGUCCUGAGGGUUUAUGCAAAGCUGCUAUGUUUGCUUUGCUUGUGAAAGAGGAACUCCAGGUUUGGCCUGAACAAAGCACUCGCAAGAGAAUUUGGCUAACCAUCCCUGAAGCUGUCCAUUCUUGCCGAGAUCAAUGGAUGAGAAGCGCUCUUAAGGAAGGCUUUGUCAGAUGGCAUGAAGAUCAGGGGAUGAGUUCCACAAAGGAGGAUGAGAACCGUGUAAUAUUGACAGAUUCAUCUCUUCACGAAAGUUGAUGAAUUUAGCAGUUGCCCGCAGUUGAUUGGAGUGCUUUCCUCUCUGUGCAGGCUCUAUCUUUGUUCAAGGUUAAAGUACUGCGUUGUUAGUGGGAAUUUAGGUUCUGACGUCCUCUAUUUCUUUUUGUGGGCAUGUGACCAAUUUCAGGAUAACUUUGUAGCACUCUAGAUGAAUCCUAGUGUUUCAUCCAGUCGAAGUUGUCAAAAUGUUAAUAGAAUUUUAAUUACAUGGAAAAUAUUGUUCUCUAGUAAUAUUAUUGAUCAUGUUGCUGAAUAUUAUUCUGCUAGAAAUACGUCCGAGUUAUUGGACGAUUAUACAA
Molecule: messenger RNA, 1292 nt
Organism: Prosopis cineraria
Lineage: Eukaryota; Viridiplantae; Streptophyta; Magnoliopsida; Fabales; Fabaceae
Product: nudix hydrolase 16, mitochondrial-like
Exons: 4
Coding region: 385-972 (195 amino acids)
Cellular component (GO): nucleus; cytoplasm
Molecular function (GO): hydrolase activity
Source: RefSeq, a predicted model, not a curated record